AGCAUAUGUGGUCAAAUGCAGAAUUCUUUCCUUAGUUAAAACGUCUUUGAUUUAAUUUUGGUAGUCAUCUUUGCUAGGAGACUGUCUCGCCCGUGAAGAUGUUUGAUUUGGAAGGAUUAUACAGGUUAUGUUUAAGUUCGCUUUAGGACCAUGUGCCGAAAGUUGAAAAUGAAGGAGCGCUGAAGAGAAGAGGAAGAAGAAAAGGAACCUCCUGGCUUGCUAACUAUAUUAGCAAUCUUCUGCUUUUGAUAAUGGCGCCUUUAGACCUUGACAAGUACGUUGAAAUAGCAAGGCAUUGCAAAUAUCUGCCGGAAAAUGAUCUAAAGAGACUAUGUGAUUAUGUGUGUGAUUUGCUGCUGGAAGAAUCAAACGUUCAGCCAGUUGCUACUCCAGUUACUGUAUGUGGAGAUAUUCAUGGUCAGUUUUAUGAUCUGUGUGAGCUCUUCAGAACUGGAGGCCAGGUUCCAGACACUAAUUACAUUUUCAUGGGAGAUUUUGUAGACAGAGGAUAUUAUAGUUUGGAGACAUUUACACACCUGCUAGCUUUAAAAGCAAAGUGGCCAGAUCGCAUCACACUUCUACGAGGAAAUCACGAAAGCAGACAGAUAACACAAGUGUACGGCUUUUAUGAUGAGUGUCAGACUAAGUAUGGAAACGCAAAUGCCUGGCGGUAUUGCACAAAAGUGUUUGACAUGCUGACUGUGGCAGCUUUGAUAGAUGAGCAGGUGCUAUGUGUCCAUGGUGGUCUUUCACCUGAUAUCAAGACUUUGGACCAGAUCCGAACCAUUGAACGCAACCAGGAGAUUCCCCACAAGGGGGCCUUCUGUGACCUUGUGUGGUCAGACCCAGAGGAUGUGGACACCUGGGCUAUCAGUCCACGUGGUGCCGGCUGGCUGUUUGGCUCCAAGGUCACCAAUGAGUUUGUUCACAUCAACAACUUGAAGCUCAUCUGCCGUGCACACCAGCUGGUUCACGAAGGCUACAAGUUCAUGUUUGACGAGAAGCUGGUAACUGUGUGGUCAGCACCCAACUAUUGCUACCGCUGUGGGAACAUCGCCUCAAUCAUGGUCUUCAAGGAUGUCAACAGAAGGGAGCCUAAGCUGUUCCGCGCUGUCCCCGACUCGGAGCGUGUGAUACCUCCCCGAACAACCACACCAUACUUCCUCUAAUGACAGGAGACAGUUUUCUCUCUGCUCCAACUUUUGGAGAUCUCGACUUUCAAAACUUAUUUAUAUGCAACAUAUUUUAAGAAAUUUACUGUAGUAAGAGCUCUUUCAGGUUCUGAAGCAAGGCUGCAGUUUGUUUUCACCACUCUCACUUCGUUCUGUCAUGAAGGAGAAAAACUUCUUUUCUCCAAUAAGAAAAUCAUACUUUUAAUCUUCUUUACAUUUUAAAUGGGAUGAUGCCUGAUUUUGAUGUUAUGUAUCCCAGUGAAGCAAAUAAACAUUUAAAAUGAAUAGUAAAUACUAA
Acanthochromis polyacanthus (spiny chromis) is the source of this 1470-nucleotide messenger RNA. Its product is annotated as serine/threonine-protein phosphatase 6 catalytic subunit-like. Bases 252 to 1169 code for a protein of 305 amino acids. The transcript has 7 exons. Gene Ontology annotation, cellular component: cytoplasm. Gene Ontology annotation, biological process: peptidyl-serine dephosphorylation; G1/S transition of mitotic cell cycle. The record is from RefSeq and is a predicted model, not a curated record. Lineage: Eukaryota; Metazoa; Chordata; Actinopteri; Pomacentridae. Gene Ontology annotation, molecular function: protein serine/threonine phosphatase activity.